Messenger RNA from Penicillium hordei, 405 nucleotides. RefSeq lists its product as uncharacterized. Bases 1 to 405 code for a protein of 134 amino acids. NCBI's taxonomy places the organism in Eukaryota, Fungi, Ascomycota, Eurotiomycetes, Eurotiales, Aspergillaceae. The transcript has a single exon. The record is from RefSeq and is a predicted model, not a curated record.
AUGAUUAAGAUGCAGCGGUUGACCCACGUCAUGGGCCUUUUCAUGACUGAGACAACUAUAGAAGAAUUCCAUGACACCUUGUUCAAGAAGUCCCUGCAGGAUAUUGCAUGGAUCCAUGCGCAGUUUGAUUACCCUAACCCAUUCCCUAUUUUGUCGGAAGAACCGACUGAAAUUCCCAUCAAUCCAUGUGUGGGAUAUGGAAAUUUGAUGCACGAGAUGCAAUUUUGGCAAGGCCAGAUGGGUCUACUAAACUCUGUCGUUACUCUGCCUAAUCUCCCAGCAACUGAAAUCGACAACCUACCUACACUGGCUCAAAUCAACUUGUUCCGAGGAGAAGUGGACUUGCCUUUGAUCGAAAAUAUCCUGAUGCCCUGCGACUUGCAAGGCCGGCCGAGCUUACCCUAA